UUCUUACCGGACUUCUCCACAGCUGACCUUGAUGUUAGCAAUUUUGAUAGCUUCUACUUUUACGUUUGGUUUUGCUCUUGGAAACUUUCAAGAUCAGCAAUUAUUGGUACCUAAGAGCGCGGUCAAAACGAAUCGUCCAAUUAUAGGUUGGUAAAAUAUGUUUAUGAUGGUUCUCUAGCCGUUUACUGAUAUGGUUUUGUUUCGUUUAGAUCCGUUGUAGAUCUUGUGUAUUAGGUUUAAGUUUCUUUAUUUGCAACACUGACAAUUUAUUUACAGAGCCAUCUAAUUACUUCCUAUAUUACUUCCUAAUUACUUUCUAUAUGUAUUAAGGCUUCAUAGCGGCACGAAGUAAGAUACCGCUUUGAUGAACCACACGAUGCUUUCAAAGUUUAUUUUUAUUAUAUUUUUUAAUGAAAACAAAACAUGUUUCGGAUGAAACAUCAUCCAUCGUCAGUUGUAUAAUGAGAAAUAGAAUGAAAUUAUGCAAUGAAUAUUAUAACAAAGUGAGAUAUUAACAAGAAUAACAAAAAAAAAGUGAAACUAUAUAAGCUAAGAAGGGAGACUAAUUAGUAUGAAAGGGAUAAAUUAAGAUGUUUAAGAUGGAUGUUGAUAUAACUAUGGAAAAAUGCUUCCACAAGCUGCUCCCACAAGCUACUUCCAGAAUCUGCUUCCACAGCUGCUUCCACAAUCUGCUUCCACAGCUGCUUCCACAAUCUGCUUCCACGGCUGCCUCCACACGCUUCCAAUUGAAAAUUAUGGAAGCCAUGCACAUCCUUUGGGAGCAGCCGUCUUUAAAUUCCCAGUCCAAACAUCUUAAUUUAUCCCUUUCAUACUAAUUAGUCUCCCUUCUUAGCUUAAAUAGUUUCAUAUUUUUUGUUAUUCUUGUUAACAUCUCACUUUGUUCUACUAUUUAUUGCAAAAUUUCAUUUUACUCUCAUUAUACAACUGACGAUGGAUGAUGUUUCAUCCGAAACAUGUUUCUUUUUUCAUUAAAAAGAUAUAUAAAAAAAAAAGUGAUCUUCAAAAGCAUCGUGUGGUUCAUCAAAGCUAUAUGUAUUAGUUAUGAUGUCACGAAAGUUAUGUAAUAACAAUAAAAUAGAAGAAAUCGAUAACAGUUGCCUUGAUCACACAACAGGAUAACUUUCGUUAAUAAAAAUUGGUGAGCGUGUUCUAUCCUCAGAGACGGACGGCAACUGAUCAAACAAUUCCAAGAACCCCAAUCGCGAACCUGCUGUUAAGAGCGUGUCCACGAGAGCACCGGGCAGUCGUGCUACAUGCCAUCUCACCGAUUUUAAUGAAACUUUGCCAGUUUAAAGUAUCUACCCUAAAACUAAAGAAGACAAAGUGGUUUCUGUUUUAGUUUUUUCCGGGGGGGUAGAUAGACCACCCCCGCCGGUUUUUCUUGGUUUUCACCGAGGAAAUCGCCUCAAAAAAAGUAAAAUGUAUGAAGCUCUCACUGCGAUGGUAUUUAACCAAUUAAUCUGAGAGUUUUCACACAUAUUGUUUAAUCCUUAGUUAAUGUCCAACGCAAGUAUCAGUUAAUUUGAUUGACGGCUUGUCAAUCAACAGAGGUAAAUAAACAACUGUGUUUUUAGACUUUUCGAUUCCUCCAAAUAUUUGACAACUUUGAGGUUAAAUAUCUCCCCUUGCCAGAGAGCUACAACACUAACCUUAAUUCCCCUUUAUAACCCAUCAUCUCUAAAAACCAUCAAAAACAUCUUUGGGCGCUAUUGUAUUUUUGUCUUGGAUGCCUUUUAAAAUCUGCGAUUGUGAUAAGUUUCUCUUAACUACACCUGUCACGAAAUUCUGGCUCUAGCCGGUCACUUAACCAAAUAGACCUACAUUUUUUAGCACUUUAUACAAGGUGAUUGAUCAAGAAAGCUAAAAAAUGUGAAAAAAUUUCGAGGUUUUUCGUAGGAAUGGAAAAUUUCACAUUUAGAGAGAUGCAUGCUGGCGAAAAAUCGAUGGGAAAAUCGUAGCGUUUCUUUCUUCUGUCGUUUUUACUUUGAAGAUUUGCUAAAGUUGGCAAAUAGGGCUCUUGUACAGAACAAAACAUUCAUUAGUCUGUAAUUUGAUUGUUUAUUAUCAUUAUCGCACAGUUCACAAUAAGGAAACUGUAACAGGAGUGUAGAUUUUAAAGUCAAAUGUCGCAUGCUUGUUGACUUUCAAGUUUCCGUGUUUCAUAACUUCAGCUUUUCCAGACCGCGGAUGACGGGAAACUCUGCCCCACUCAAUUGAAAGGAAAUAUCAAUAGCCCCAUAAAAUUCAUUAACUCCGCCACGUUUCCAGAAAAUAAGACUGGAAAGUUUUUUUUCCACUUUCCACCAUCAAGAAAUUCCACGCAGAAAUAGUAUUUGACUGCGUGACCUUUCACGAGAAGUAAAAAUUGUUUAUCUUUUUUUUACGAGAAAACACUUCUACAAAGUUCUUAAUCCUUCUGUUAUUUUAUUUGCCUGUUUUCUGACUGCAAAUAUCGUCAGCAUUUGCUAUUAUUUUCGCUGAUUUUCAUGGCCCUUUCCUGCGUACGUGCGAGCCAGUUGGUAUACUGGGCUGCCUUUCGAGUUUCUUUGCGUGGUGUCGGGCCUAUGUGUGUAAGUCUGGCACGAAAGAUAUCUACACGCUGCACCACGGUAUUUUCCCCUUUUUCUUUAUUUGUAUUUUUAUUCUCUUUCUUGCAUUAUCACACAUGUGUGUUAUUUUAAUUCCCUCAGCGCGUUCCCUCAGAUUUGGAAGACUGCUAUGAAAAGUCAAUAUUGACCAGAACUCAAACCUUUGCUAUCACUAUUUGUUUCAAAGAACCCCUGUUCCCUGUUCUUUAUAACUUUAUUUCUCAAGAUAACGUGUCUUUAUCUGCUGUUUAUUUCCAUUAGAACAUGAAACUAGGUCCCGAUAAGUUUUUGUUUCGUGACUCCCAAAAACUGUGUUUGCGACAGCAUCAAUUGAGAAAUCAAAAGCAAUUACGCCGUUCUAACCGCAGAAGGCAAAUCCAUGUAAUGAGGCGUUCUAAGACCUCUGUAAACUAGAGAAAUGACGUGGACGAGGAUGUAAUGUGUGGAGGGGUCAAAUAUUUAUACAAAAAAUCUGUGACCCUCAAACGGAUCACAUACUCGUACAUGUAACGUCCGAAAAAUGUCACGCAUGUACAAUACCGCAGGCGCACCUGGCGAAUUCUUUCCACUGGCUUCAAUAGUAAAGAGACAACUUAUUUACUAUUUGUAAAGAGACAACUUAUUUACUAUUUGUAUAUGAGCAAGCUUAUUUACCCUAUUUGUAAAACUCCUUGAUGAAGUCUACUAUUGUCAGACGAAACGCGUGGGAGAUAAAUACAAGUUUUUACUUUCUCAGUUCGUGCGGUGAUGCUCACUUGUUUGUUCCGUCAAAAACGCUUUAACGUGAAGUCAUGUCGACCUCGACAGAAAAAUUAAGCUCAUCCUGUCAUAAUCAAUGUUUUGAUAAUGUAAGUACCAAUUAAGGUAAAUCAUUGCGCUUUGAUCACAAUAAUGAAAAAAAUGUGCGUUUUCUCACGCUCACCACAUUUAUUCUUUGGAAAAUUAUUUUACUGGAGGGCGAUGUCGCUUAGCUUGGCGCGUCUUGACUCUAAUCGACGAAAAUUAUCGAGGUGAGUCCCAUGAAAUUCUUGUCAAAUGUUUUAAAAACUUUGACUUCCCUUGGUUUGCACGCAGAAAAAAAGACAAAUUCUCCACGGUAUUUCAAACUAUUUUAUUUAUUAGUCAAUUUAUGAACUGUUUUAUAACAGCCCGAGGAAAAAGCAAGAUGGAAACAACCGGCGUAUCGGUCAAACGAAUUCCAAUUUUUUUCAACAAGGAGUUUCUAAGUUCCUUUUUCCUAGUUAAUUUGAGAGGAGGUCAAUGUUUUGUGACAGCCGAAGAUAGACAUCUCUGAAACGUCUCUGAAACUCUUGGAGGGUUUACACUUCCAGUAAUAUUUUCCUCCCUCUCGCAACAGCGCAACAGACAUUGUUAAUCCGUCUUCAUAGUGAUGCCAUAUAAGAAAUCGAGUGUCUAAAAAACCCUCAAUUCAACCUAAAACUUGAAUUGAUAGAGUCAAGAUGGCGCAGUUGUCUUGUUCAUUUGCACCUAACUGUAAAAACCAACUUACUUUUCUCGCACUGACCAGAGACGGAAACAGCUCAUACCCAUAAAUUCGUGAGUGUACAGCAUAUAAAAAAAAAAAAUUGGGGGGGGGCCUCAAUGUAUCCCGAACAUGCGUUUCGUCCGAGAAGAAGCUUAUUCUAGCUCAUAUUGGCUUAUUUGGAGAUUACGAAGGCCUCGAUUUCACUAUAUACCUCAAAUAUCGUGCACAACUUGGUUUCAGAUUCAGACCUUCGGGUUCGUAAAUCCCAGUAUCCUCCUCAUAAAAAAUCGGAAACGUAAAGUUGAGAGAGAGUUAAACCUGAAGAUGGCAGAAGAAAUCAAAGGUGGUGGCGAGUCUUCCUGGUGGCAAGGUGACUGUAAACCUAAUAGAACGCGUACUGUAAUUGCUAUCUUAGAGUCGGCAAUGAGUAAGUAAGAAGAGCAAUAAGAGCGCUUAUCUGAACAUCAGUUUUCCUAACUGGUGAUAUGUGACUGAGAUGAACUUUGUAUCAUAUGAUUGCUACGCAGAUACUGUAGAGGCGCUCACAUAAAUAGAGGCGGGCGAUCCUCCCUCUAACUUAAGAACUGCGACAAGUUUAUAGCGCAGACCAACUGGCACAGUUUGGAGGCUCAUCACAUUAGAAACCUUCAGCAAACUAAUCGUAGAAGUGGGUGGUUAUCAGCAACGUGCAUAGAUCUCUGAACGCGGGUCAUCGCGAGAACUAUACCCAAUCCGUCACAGACGGAACAAGAAAGCGAGAUAUUCUUGCUAAGAGGAAGGAUGUAUGAAGACGUUUCAGUCAUUCACUGCCAUCCAGAAGAACCUUAACAAAGGCAAACACAAGGUGAAGCUGACAAAAAAAUCCGCCUAUAAUAAGAUCAAGAGGAAGUGGACGAAGACUUUCCAUUCUGUAGGGGGUGGCUACGUUCAAGGUCGGACCUCAGGUAAAAUUUUGACGAACAAUCCCUAACUAGCCGGGUGAACUUUGGAUGGGCUCUUUGGAAAACACAAAAAGCAGCCGCCUUUUCUCAGAUAGCAAAGAAUUAUCUCCUAGACGUGUGCUGGACAUGGGAGGAAACUAGUAAGGCAACCAACUCUAAUGCGGCCAAAUAUCGAGUUUAAGAGACGACACCGGCCAGAAAUGUUGUCUAAGACUGACUGGUUGAUAGAGCAGCAAAUCGCUCGAUACUUCAGCCGGUUACCUGCCGUAACAAAAAUUGGUUAUUGACGAAGUCCCCCUCUGUAAGUAUGAAUGAGGACGAAGAGGCCGAUGCCGAUGAUCUAGCUUCAGAAAUCGAAAUUGACCGAACAAGGCAGAAGAUAAGAAGAGACCUUGCAAAAUUUAGACGAAGGCUGCAGGAGAGGGUACAGAUACUAUCAAGCUAAAAAAAUAAGGACCUUUGCAUCUCACUUUUUUUUCAUAUUUAUUGUCAUUGCUCACGAAAACAACUGACUAUGUCCUGGGAUUUUUUCAUCGAGGGAAAUUUGCAGGAAGCCCACUGGUCAAAAUAUUGCUAACUCAGUCUUACUAUCUUUUACAAGUCACGCAAUUAAACGCCGGCAACAAUCAAAUGAUAGACUAAUGAAUGCUUUGUGCCGUAAAAAAGCCAUAUUUGCUGAUUUUAGCAAAUCUCCAAAGUAAGAAACGACAGAAGAAAGAAACGAUACGAUUUCCCCUCAUCAUAUGCAUCUCUCUAAACGUGAAAUUUUCCAUUCCUACGAAAAAUCUCGAAAUUUUUUUCACAUUUUUUAGCUUUCUUGAUCAAUCACGUUGUAUGAAGAGCUAAAAAAUGUAGGUUUUUUCGGUCGAGUGACCGGCUACAGCCAGAAUUGCGUGACAGGUGUAGUUGAGAGAAACUUGUCACAGUCGCAGAUUUUAAAAGGCAUCCAAGACAAAAAUACGGGUAGUGCUCGUAGAUUUUUUUUAUGGUUUUCAGAGAUGAAAUGAUGGAUUAUAGAGGGGAAUUAAGAUUGGUGCUGAAGCUCUCUGGCAAGGGGAGAUACUUGACCUCAAAGUUGUCAAACAUUUGGAUGAAUCGAAAAGUCUAAAAACACAGUCGUUUAUUUACCUCCGCUGAUUGACAAGCCGUCAAUCAAAUUGACUGAUACUUGUAUCGGACAUUUACUAAGGAUGUAAUAAUAUGUGUGCAAGAGUGAUUGGUUAGAUACCAUCGUAGUGAGAGCUUCAUACAUUUUACCUAUUUUGAGGCGAUUUCCUUAGUAAAAGCCAAGAAAAACCGGGGGUGGACUAUCUCCCCCCGGAAAAAAGCAAAGCACGCUCUUAAUACUAGCUUCAAGCUCCAUCGACUAAUUUUUUCAAUCAGGUAUUUUGACUCAAGAAACCAAUGCCAACCUUACGCAAUUCGGUUACCAAUACCUUAGUGCUCUUUACGUGAAGACUUUGGAAUCUGCAGGGGCUCGAGCUGUUCCAGUUUUGUAUCCUUUUCACCUCAUAAAGUUAUUUGACGAUUUCUCUGCUCCUGUGUCACUUCAAGCUGCAGAAAACACUAUUCCCCUUCGGAAACUACCUUAAUAACCCCUCUGAAAUUCACGGGAAAUAAUAUUAAAAUAAUAAAUAUAUACAGAUGUUAACUUGACUAAAGAAACAACUUUCUUUCGGUCGUAAAAGACAAUGCAUUUUUUCACUUGCCAGUUGGCCGCUUAUUGUUAAAACCUUAAGGAAAAACUGUCAGAAUAAGGGAAUGCCUCGUGGUGUUAUCUGUUUAUUUUCUUCUUAGGAUACAGAAAUUAACGACAACUAAAGAUAGCCUUUUUCCUUAAUAGUACAUUUUGUCUGUCCGAUUGUACCUUUCAUUUGACACUGAGGCACAACAAAAAAUCCAUCGAUGCACGAUAUGAGAAGGUUCUUGUGGAAGUAUAACAUUUCCUUGGUUUAAUGUCCGGAUCGUUAUCUAUGUCUUAAUUUCUUUCUUGACUUAAUGCACAGUGUCAAUUCCAGCACACCGGAAAUAGAAAAUAUGUUUCAUUCUUUAAAUGGGUAAGUAAGCAAUGACGUGUAGAUGGAACUUGGCAACAUCACCUUUUAUCGAACAGGGAUCAGUUAAAGAUUAAAAGGGCUUUUUUUCUCCGAAAAUGGAGGUUCGAACUCUGAAUAUUUCUCUGAUAAAAAGUAAGUUAACCUGCCAGUUUCUUUGACCGAAAUUACUAUUGUUAAACAUAUCGCUUGUCUUCGAAAUCAAGACACUCUCACAAAAUUGAGACAAACUUAUCUCUAAUUUUGUGUUCUUGCCGAAACAACAGACUUACUCUGUGUGGGAGGAAUUAAGAUAGCGUCUACCCCAGCCGAGUCACUUCGCCUUCAAGUGCAGUCACGUCGGCCCUUGUUGGAUCGACUAAAAUCUUUGUUGAUCUAUCGUGGUGUCACUAUUCUACUUAUUUUUGAGAAUUUCUCACCGUCAUGGUAGGUUGUGAUUCAAAUCUUAAUCUCAUGUCGUAAACAACACAAAGAGAGUUUAAAAAGUUUCUCAAGUCUGGAGGAUUUUCAAUACGCCGCCAUGAAAAUGACAUUGGUGUCGAAUAUUUGGUCAUAGGCUAACGUAGGUGUGAUGUGACCACGCUUGUGGGCCACGUUACUCGGCUCAGGGGUGACAACUGACGUGACUCGUUGCCAUUGUAACAGGGGGCAUAAUGAAAGAGGAAUGAUGUCUAUCACAAUUUCUUCGUUCAGCAUACAAAACAAAGCUCCAACCUGUUUAUUAUGACCUCUUAGCCUUUCUUGAUGAGGGUGAUAUUAAAUCUUAAGAAGUCGUCCUGUUCCCAACUCAAGAAAUUUGAAAGCUUUCCUUUAACAGUACAUAAGCGUUAUAGAUCAAUUUUGUUCGGUCGAGAUGGCUGGGCAUUGGCCGAGUUUUUUUUUUGUGUGUGUGUUGCGCUUUUAUGGACCGAGACGCAUAAAAACACAGAAAAGAACGAGGCUAAUAUCCAGGCAUCUUGACCGGACAAACUCGUCAGUAAAAGAUUUAUGAUAUAGCAAAACAAUUUCGCUGUAAUAGGAAUCAAGAAUGACUUGUUUAUUUCGAGAACUGGGAAAGAACGCCAACUGUAAUUGUAGCACAUUAAAUUCACGAGAAUGGUUUUACUGUCUUCUGCCGCUUUUUGCUGAUAUUUUCCUAAAUUAACGAAUUUUGUGAGUCCGCUCCAGGGUACUUUGUUUUCUUGCGCAGGAUCAAUGCGGGCGGUCCCGAACGGGAAAGAUGCGCACAUCUUACCCGCUCGGGCGGCCAAUCAGAACACAAGAUUUGCUUCAUAUCGCCGAUGGGCGCUGCCAGCUAUAUAAUAUUUAUGAUUAUGAUUGCAAUUAUUUUUUUUGUCUCAGUUAAGUGUUAAGAUAUAUUUUUCUUUUGGGGUGGGAGGGGAGUAGGAGGUUUCAGAGGACAGUGACUCUCUUAAACCCAUGCUUUGCUUUCGAUUUGCAAGGUUGAUCUUUCCGGGAGGCCAUGUGAAGUUAAAUGUGUCUAGAUACACAACAGUCGGAAGGAAGUUCCUAGACCUUGCUGUUAAGGUUUGUUGCUGAUAUGUUCCUUUGCCGUCAAAUUUUUCAAUCAGUUAAGAAUAAUACAAUCGUGUGAUCGGCAAGUUUCUAUGUAACAAUUUAACAAAAAGCUUAAAGACUUAUUCGGAUUAAUCAAGGGUGCGGCAAGUGCCUUGGCGGUCAGUUGUCAAAAAUACUUCUUUAUCAUUUUUUGUCAGGCCUACGAUGAAACAGGAGACGUAUUUCCUAUAUGGGCCGAGUGCUUGGGAUUUGAAUUGAUUGCUCUUAUAGUUAGUGGAAGGGACUUAAAGUUUGGUCAAUACGACCAGUCGUUCCUCAGCCUCACAGAUGCAAGAAACAUCAGUUUAAAGCUUAUUUUAUCUCCAGGUAACUCAAUAGAAAAGACAUGAAAUGGCACGCAUCAAACUGGUCAGGAAAUAUUGUUUUGAAAGGCUAUUUAGUGGCCUAUUUAGUGACGAGUGCUCUUAUGGCCUGCUCAUUAGAUACCUUUCAUUAGGAGUGGUCUUAAUUUAGUAUGUUAUCUUCACUUUGUAAGUCACAAACUCUUAAAGCCGCGUCAUGUGAAUUGUACAUGACGAGUUGAAUUGUCCACUGUCCUUAACGAUCACCCUAACUCAAACAAGAUGAACAUUUAAUACGAGCAAGAUCGAUAGCGUUUGUUUAUCGGAAAUUGAUAGAAUAUUUUCUUUAAAAAGAAAUUAACACUGUUUCCUCCUAAUCUAAUUAGACUCACAGUCCACAUUUUCAUACUUUCCACCCUUUCAUUUUGUCGAACAACAUCGAGUAGCUACGAUAUGUGAAUCAAACUAAUUUUAAAGCGUUUCCAAUACAUCGUUUGGUCAUGUUGUUAUAUUCUAAAUUGUCAGGAUCAGUAAGCUUACUAGUUCUUCAAAACGUAUUCAAACCGUUUAAUAAAGGGGGUAAGUUUCCCAAAGAAAGUGUGGUCCUGCAUCGGUGGGGUUAUAAGCAAGGUAUUCGGCUUUAUCAACCGAGUAGAUAAUGUAAAUUGGCCACCGUGAAAGUUUCUAAAUCUCACGUUUCGAUCGUCAGCCCCUCGUUUUCAUGGCCUAGUUUGCACGACUAACUUCGAUGGUCGGUCAAAUACGACCAAAAAAAAAUUUUGAUCUUCUCUUUAUGAGUGCUGAUACUAUUUCUUGCAGACUUUAAGUCAACGAAACUGUUAGGAUCUGCCCCUGAUAAUAUCAUAAAGUACAUGACACAAAAUGAUAUCAAUUACAACAAUCACCAUAGAGGUUUGACGCCCGAGGUAAGCCGAUUGCUGUAUUCGCCUCCUUCUUUCUUCUGUCGAAACACACAAAAGAGACUUCUGUGAGGGCUUCUGCAAAAUUAGAUGUGAGAGUUAAAUGAUUGCAAUGUUCUUUUCAUUACCAAUUAGUAUAUUGAGUUACUGAAACCGUUUUCCCGUCUGGCAGAAAAAGAAACGAUGGGAAGUUAAAAUUCUCGUCGUAUGUUUGCAUAACAAGAGUACUUCAUGUACAGAAAGAAAAAAGGUAUCAAACCUCCCCUUAAAAUGACCUUUAAAACCUAUCUUUUCAUCCUUUGCGACUCUCAUUAUCUCCUUGAUUUCUCUACCAUCAUGCACUGAUGAUCAGAAUGAAGAUAUGCGGUUUUAGAGUUACAGGUUUCUUUUCACACGCGCUUGUUGUUUUUUGACAUUUGCCCAGGUAUUCCAUAAAGAUGAAAAGUUGAGUGAGUUUUUUAAAAUAGUUUCCACGAGUAAUGACAGGAAAGGAAAGCCGUUUAUCUCUACUAUGGAAGGUAAUCUCUCGAAAUCAUCAUUUUUUCUUCGCCUUCAAUGAAAGAAAGGCCGGCUCAUAAUCUAGAACAACAGCAAAUCAGAUGGGCAGUUAUGUAACAUUCAUCACUUUUCACCAACAACCAUCGCCUUCUUUUUCAGCUCUUAAAUAUCCUAUUUACAGUUUUCAGUGGCAUCCGGCGAAGCCUCUGUUUGAGUGGACAACACUAAAAGACAUCAGACAUACAGAGGAGGCUGUUCUGAUAGCACAGUAUUUCGCAGACUUUUUUGUAAAUCAAGGUAAAUUGUUAUCUUUGUAGUGGCGAUGCACGUUGAUUGGUCGUUAUACUCAUACUUUUGUUAAUGUGACAAACCAGCAAGUUAGGAAACCUUCAGCAGCUUGAACCGAGGCAAAUUUGGUAUCGAUAACCGAAGUUAAGGUAGAGUGGGUUGGUAACUUACCCCUUUUUUCAAAUUCUUAGUCUGUCAUACACAAUGAAGCAAUCCAAGAAUUCCUCAUUAGAAUUCGAUGCUUAAAGUAAAUGUAUUACAUAUUAAACGAAUUAUGAAAUGAAAUUGUCAUUGAUUUCACUAUGCUUUAAUUUAGUGGAAUCUCAAAAUGAGGGUGCUUGUGGCUAGCUUCUUUCCAUAGACGUUUUCAUAGUUCAUUGUUAUUUCUUUAACUAAACUUAAAAACUGAGGCGUGCUUAUGAUCCACUUUGUUACUCCAUUCCCUAAUAUUCUGAUUUCUACCUAGCGUUGAUAAACUAUACCUUUCUUUCUUUCUUUCUAAAUCAUCAAUUUGGUUACAGCUCGUUUAAGUGACCAUCGAUUCCCGAGCACAGAAGAGGAGAAAAAGGCAUUGAUUUACAACUAUACACCAACAUACACUGGAGAUGUCGUAUCAGUGUUACAGAUGUACUUUUGGUGAUAAAGAGCCUCCUUGAAAUAACUGAAGCAUGCUGAUCCUUUUUAUGCCGGAGGCAUUUUUUAUGCUGUGUAUUUUCGAAUUUAUGGGUACAAGAUGUGUGGAAAGCAGAAGUUGAGAAGUUUGGCCACUUGCUAUGAGCUUUUGAACUACCUUCUUUGAUAGGCUAAUGUCACCUUCCAUUCUAAAUUUCAAUAUUAGCCUGCAAGGGAAGCUCAUACACUGAACCGAACUAUUUAUAUAUAAAGCAGCUUGCAUGGCAUCUGUCUCGAACAGUAAAUCUAUAAACAUAGAUAGACCUUUUACUCUGGCAGUUCAAAUAAAACAUGUAUUUUUUUUUCUAACCAAACAAAGCCAGGAGCCCAUUUCCAUGAAUGAGUAUUUAAUAACUGUGUUCAUUAAAUAGAUUUUAAACAAUUUUUGAAUACCUUAAAUUCUUUGAAAUCGUUGUACCUUUGCUUUCGAAGACAAUACAAGUUACAAACGCUUCCUGUUGUUUUUCGUUGUUGCUGUUGUUGUUACUGCUACUGUUGGCAUGUUAACUCCACCGAUUUAUGAUCAUUUAUUUUUUGAAGAGAGAAGGAUGCAUCGUUUUUAGAGCUGAACCUACUUUGUAAGGUUUUUGGAGGAAGCAUUAAAAACCAGAAUUAUGUUUAUACGUUAUACGUUUAUAUGUUAAAAAUUAAUAUUAUCAAGAACAUAUAAAAAGUUGUAUCUGUGUAAUAAUUACAUGCAAAAUCACUAUUUGUAUGCCGCGAAGCUGAGGUGGAGACAGCAUCGAAUCUAAAAGGGUAUUCGAUAACUUAAGUCCUUGUUACUCAGAUGUGAAACUCCCAGUUCUUUAAAAUUGACCAUGCGCUACAAAACAGAACCUCUAUUUGUAAUAGAGUCUUUCAUGAAUCUGCCGCCAAGCAAUCCUUGCCGCGUAACGAAUAGCCUUAACAUCCUGACAUCCUUUGGUGUGAAUGUCUCCAUACACGAACUACGCGUUGCAUUACCGCUGUACAAACGCAGGCGUCAUUAACCUUAACGACCGAAAUUGAAAGAUUGUUUAUAUCGAUCGAUAUAAAUACAGUUCUUACUUAGUCCCGGUACGUGAAGUAAAGAUGCCAGCCAAAAAGAAAGGUAAAAAGAAGGAAAAAGGAAGUAGCAGAGGUGAAAAGGAAGAGGAAGAAGGAGGAGGAAAGCCUGAACCUACGGGAAAAGAGCAAGAACUGAGAAGAGAGUGAGUAAGCUUUCUCACUCGGCCUUAUUUUUAUGGGAAACGUGUUACAGCAAUGUAUAAAGAAAGCGUUAUAUACUUAGAAAAAGAAAAGUAGUGAUUUUUCAGGCAAUUAAAACCACCAGUUCAAAUAAGCCUUUGUUCUUAUCCAUGUUAUGUCUGUCAGUAUGAUAUCCUGGACAAUAUUAUGCGUCUCUAGCUAAAUUGUGAAAUUGCAAGGACUAGAUAAUGGAUUUAAGGUUGUGCUGCAAAUAUACUAUGAUUCUCGUGGCAAAGGGGAGAUAUUUAUCAUACUAGGUCUGUACUUCAGUUUUGAGUAAACUGGGUCAACUAAUUAUGUUUUCUUAAUCUGUAGACUGGAAGUUUUAACAGAAAAAUUAUCAAAUCUUAAGCGAGAGGUUGAAGGACUGUAUCUUUUCGAAUGGGUAAGGUUUUCUUUGUUAUGAUCGGAUGAUUGAAUAUUUUAUUUACGACCAUUCACCGCCCAUUCACAUGAUUUCGCUGUAUUUGAAUCUGUUAUCGUAACUGCAUGCACUAGACCUGGUCAUGUUGGGUUUCGCUCCCAUGUUGCAGUACGUAAACGAGUGUGUUUCUUUGGUUUUUAGACUAGAUCUUUUUUACUAACCUCAACAAGACGAGACUGUAGCCUGUAAUGUACGAACCAUUUGUGAUUGCAAGGAUUACUAAGACUGAUGGAAACCAUGCUUCAAAGCUUCUAAGUCCCUUGCACUACUCAUAAUAAUGUGCACUUUUAUCAUAAAAGGUUUUGCUAUACUUAUCUUGAAUUUACACAAAGCUUGUAAGGAAAUUUUUGGGUUUCAGAUCUGUAGAAAAGGGUUCUUAGUAGCUAACUGAUUCAGAGUGGGGUCCAAAUAUUGUAUGAUAAAGAGCCGUAAAUUAAUCGAUAUUCACAGCUUGUCCUUGGAGAAAAACACAAAAAUGAAACACUUUCAAUUAUCAUCAGUUCAUGAAAACUAUUCUUCUAUAAAAAGCAAUGUUGCUUUAACUAAUAAGGCAUAUCCUUCUCUGUAGUCUGCAUAUUCACAAUAGGUAUUUUAAUUUAAUUAAAAUUACAUUUUCUCAGGUGAGGGUGUUAGAUGAAGACAUUGACAAAUAUAAUUUUGAUAUAGGUAUGUUGAAGUAUACAAAUCAUAGCAUCCCCUAGGGUCCAUAAAUACAUUACUAGGAAAGCUAGCAGAUGUAUAUGUUUUUUUAACAAUCCUCUUUUUUAAGUUAUUUACCAAUCAUUAAGUGUUGUAAGCAAAACAUUCUCUAUUGGUACUGGUACCCUUGGUCUUGCCUCAUAAUGAGAAUUCUGGAGAUACUUUUGAAUGCGAGAACAAUAGAUCUUUAAGCUACACUUUUUUGUGUUGAGAACUGGAGAAUCUUUCAGGGAAAAUUUCAAUGACAGUUGAAAUAUUAGCGAAAUAAAGUUUCUUAACACUUAAAUCAGACGGAAGGAAAACGAAUGGCUUCAGGAAGAGGCUCAACAAACUCGACUGGAAAGUGUGAGUAAAAUAGAUGUGAUUGUUUAAAAUGCUCAACUGGCAGAUAUGAUUGUGUAAACAUGAUUUUCAUGUGAAGGUAGUUGCUCAGGUGGAAGGUGUUUCUUUUCAUCAUAUAUAUGAUGAAAUAACAUUUGCUUCUGUACCAGUACAUGUUAGUCCUAUUUUCAGAGAUUGGACAUUUUUUGACAUGGAUCAUUACUAAGUUUUGUUCUACCUAAACUUACUUCUUUGGUGUCUUUAAUUCUGUACCAAUUUAAUGCUACCACUAACAACUGAAAUAAGUCUUGUUUGAAUGUAAAGCAUGAGUACAUGUCCUAUAUGGCUAAAAAGACACAGAAGAGACAAACAACAAUAAUAUCACUGAGUGACAGCAAUCAGCAAGAGUUGGAGAACAUCAAGCAGCAGAGAGAGCAGAUGUUAAAUGAAUACCAAGAGAAGAAACAAGGUACAACUUUCUACUUAGAGCUCACACGCUUCAGUGAGAUAUAAUGUCAGUGAUUGUUCAACUGAGAAAGAAUCAUUGUCAGGUUUUGUAAAAGUUGUUGGUAAAUUGAAAUUACACCAAAAAUAUAUACAUGUUGUAUGAAGCUCAAUGAAACUGAACAGUCACCUUUACUAGCUGCUAUGAUUUACUGGUACUGUAGAUAAGACACACCAAGAUGUAUAUAUAUGUACAUAAUUAUGUACACCAUGUGCUGCCAGGGUUUCCAAAUAGUCUGAUUACUGCAACAUGUUUAGAUUAUUAAUUCUCUCCAGCCAAUUGGUUCACAAGAUUCAUUUGGGAGGUUAGAACUGUUCUGUUUAAACACACUCUGGUUUACUAAUCUAAAAAUCUAUUAUAUAAUAAUUAUACCCUAAUGACAAAGGGUAUAAUUAUAACCUCCCACAUGAAUCUUGUGAUCUGAUUUAUGUGGGAAUUACAUAAGCUGAUUUCAUCCAUUGGGACUUUGCCUUACAAGAGUUGGUGUUGUAGACACAAUUCCCAUGGGAAAUGAAACUUGGUUCUAAGAGGUGGCCAAUCUUUGAGACCCUGUUGGCAUCCUUGAAAUUAAUCAAACUCCAUUUUAAAAAAAUCAGAUAAAUGUUAUUGAACACAUUGUCACACAAAAGUUUCCUCACAAUAUUAUAUUGUGAGCAACAAGGUGCCACAGAUGCAGUUUGAACUAUUUUUAUUGUGCAAAUUUUUCUAUAAGUGUUUUCAGAUGAUUACUGAUAACUCAUUUGCUCAAGGUUUCUUAACUGGAUACCUGAUUCCUGAUCAGUGUCACACAGGGGUGCAGAUGCCAUAAAUGUGUACCCAUAAAUGUGUACAGGGAGGGAAUUUCCUUGGGGAGAGUGACUAAGUUAACUAUAGCCAUAGCACAGUGACAACAAUUGGUGAGUUUCUUAUCACAGCUUUGAAGCAACUGAUGCUUGAGAAAGAGGCUGAACUUGCCCUGACAAAUAAUGAACUGGCUGAAUUGGAAGAGUAUCAGGUAAUAGUCUGUUAUGCAGUAACUCAACAACUAAUUGCUACUGAUGCUUGAAAAACAUCAUGUAUUAAAUAGAAUGUUAUUAUAAUAAUAAAACAAUACAAUUUCUGUCUGCACAUAAAUAUGCUCUAGGCCUGAGGCACAAUCAGGGAAGGGCCCAAAAUAUAUUUAUGCCUAAGAACAUAAACUGUAUUUCUAUUAUUUUAUACUUUGGAGGGCAACAAAAAAUGACAACAAAAAAUGAUUAAAAAAUAGUCUCAACAAUCUCACCUAUGUAUGUGCAAGCUAAUAUACAUUUUACAAUGCCAAAUUUUCCAUUUUUGCAUGCAAAAUGGACCACAAUUCCAGAGAAAGUGAUAAUAAUUGGAAAGCUUCCACCCUGCACUAGCAUUACUUUGUAAAACUUUGGGAAUUAUUAUUUUGUCAAAUUUUGGGGCAAUGUAAGCAAAGGAUUGUGUUUUUUGGGAGCAGUUAGAUGGACAAUGAAUGUGAGCUCCAGCUUUGCCAUGUAUCAAUUUUAUGAGAUCAAAUCUUCUCUAAUUAAGUUGAACUCUAACAGUAUUUGGUGUUGGUCUAUUUUUUUGGCACUUAAAAGUUUUUAAGUGUAUUUAAUUCUGAUUAACCUCAAAAUGUGCAACACAAGAAAAUAAAAAUUUCUAAACCAAGGUAAAUCUUGAACAAAACAUAUAUAGUUGUAGUUUAUGCUUACUCUCAAUAUUGCAAUUGAUGAAAAAAAUUUCCUGUAUAUACAAAGACUCUUCAGCGUGAUCAAAAGGCAGAGAUUGCACAUCUGGAGCAGGAAGUUCACAUGAUGAGAGGAAAACACUCAGAAGCAAUACAAAAGCUUAAAUCACAGUUUUUACGAGAGAAAAGAAGCUAUCAAAGGGAAUCAGAUGAUAAAAUUCAAGAAAUGGCACAACAAGCCUCACAGGUUAGAGAACCACAGCAAGACUGCCAUAGCUACUUUAAAAGGAUUUUUUUUCCCCUUUUGUUUACCAGCAGGUUGGUCUUAUCUGAUGGUGAAUUCAAUGUUGUACUGACAGAUUUAAUCAAAAGUGAUCCUCCAAAAAUGGAGCAAAACUUAGUUAAAAAUCAGCACCCACUUUGAACCUAGGGUUAAAUGACUGUCAAGGAAAAGGAGUUUGUCCUUUUUAAAUUUUAAGUUAUCAGUGGAACUUAAGUUCUUUUAGAACAGGCUACGAUGCUUCAAAUUCAUGUGCAUUGAUAACUGAAAGUGAUUCUUUGCCUGCAUGAGAUUUUUGCAAUCUUAAGCAUGCUGUUCCAAGCUGUAAAGGGAAUGGACUAAAAUUUGACUUCAUGAUUUCUAAGUCAUCAAAAGAAGCAGUGAAAUAAUUCCAGGUCAUCACAGCUGGAUAACAAUUACAUAUAUAAAUCAAGUGUUUAAUACUUUUUUUGUUUUUGACUUUUUUCCAUGUCAAGGAGGCAAAACAGUGUUUAGAUGAGCACACGCACAGGAUCAAAGACGAAAACCGAUUGUUGCGGAAAGAACUGUUACAGCUGAUCAGAAGAACACGGGCCCUUCAUGAACAUCGCCAAGAACUUGAAGAACAACAUAAAACACUUUUGCGUGAAGUACAAUACAGUAGAGACCUGAAGAAACUCAGGGGUUCGAGGCAAAACAGGCUUCACCAGAACUUUGGAAUAAGUACAGAACAGGGUCCACAAUAAGAGCAUAAUUGACCAUAAAAGGACAAACAUGUUCUGUCAAUUUUGUGGUUGGGACCAGGUAGAAAAUAAGUUGAGAACGCCACUUCAAAACUUAUUUAUUCCCUUGUGAAAUGUUUUUGCAGUUUGUUUUGGGUUGUAGUGACCAUUUUUGGAAAAGAUCCUUGUUUCAAUGAAAAGUUUGGAAAAUCAUGUGACAAACUUACAUUGAAAAUGUUACUUACUGCAUUAAAGAUGUCAUGAUUUUUGCUCAUAAUAAACCUAAUAAACCUAGGGUACAAGU
Molecule: messenger RNA, 17463 nt
Organism: Pocillopora meandrina
Lineage: Eukaryota; Metazoa; Cnidaria; Anthozoa; Scleractinia; Pocilloporidae
Source: the annotation of a GenBank genome assembly